AUGACCAGUCCACGGUCAAGCCCCCAUUUUCUAAGGUCCAAUUCCAGCAACGAUGAGAUCUUGACGCGAAGCAGGCACAACACGGUGCUUUCCACUUCUUUCGUGUCUAGUCGUAGGGCUGAUGAACAGCCGGCAUCUCCAUUGACUCCGCAAAACACGAGGCGAACAAGAAGCGGCACCGUCAAAAGUAUAAGUAACAUCAAACACGACAUUCACCAUGUUCAACAAGAUCUGGCUCGUCUCCGGAAAUCGAAGGAGGACACCGAGAAACGUCGCGAGUCGGCUACAAACGAUAUAUACCCUGGAAACUACUCACAGGAGCACUUGCAGAGACAUUCCCUGGCACUACAGUCGAAUGACCAACUGCGGAAACUGGACCAACAGAUAAAGAAAUCGGGUGAGCUGCUCACUACUCUUCGAAAGCGGUUGGACAGCACUAGUUCUGCUGUUGCCGAAGAGGUACGGUCAUCUAUGAACUCACAAGCGCCGUUUUUAAACGAAGAUUCGCGGAAACAAUCAGAAAGUGCUCUCACCAACGACAGCGUCACCGAAGAGGAGGAGCCUAUCUCGCCGUCACCUUCUAACCGCGAGAACUUCUCUUUAGAGGGUUUUGGCGAUAUACAGGAUGAAGAUGAGGAAGCCAUGACACGCAUGUCCUCUAGUCGUGAUGCCAAAGCAGGUAAAGAACACGCGACAUGGCUAGUGAGUGACUACCUACAAAGUCUCCAGGACAAAAAUUCUGAUAAAGAGUUUAUUCUCAGUAAAGCCAAUGAUUUGGUGUCACUUUUAAAACAGAAUCCAUCCAUAAAAUUCGAUCUCGUGUUGCCUGCAUUUUCAAACACUAUACAGCAAUUGCUUUUAAGUGACGAUGAAGUCACUGUAUCUGCAGCUUAUCGAAUUUGCCGAUACUUAAUUACUGGUCCUGAAUUCAUCCAAGAGCUACGGAAGUUACUACUGGAGCCUUUCUUGAUACUAUCUUUGGCCAAGGCUAAUUCUUCGAAUAUAGAGAGGCUUCAAGCUUUUGAACUUAUCCGAUCUUUCCUAAAAUAUGAUUCAGGCAUUAGUCUAGGUAUAACACAGGCUGUAAUUAGCAUUGUGGAGAAAAAUGAUGAUAAGUUAAGGGAAUUAGCAAUAGAGACGCUAUUGGAACUCUGCUACCUCAAGCCGGGAUUAGUACGACGUUGUAAAGGUCUAUCGGUACUGGAAUCAUUUAUUGCCGAGAAUCCGUCAUCGUCACUAUCUCCACUGAUCUUAGAGUCUAUUCUUGAUCUUUUGAAUUAUAGCGACACAAGGCGAUACAUUAUCGAUUGCUUUAGCGUCUCCGUGCCUCUGACAGCAUUAGCAGACACUCAAAUAAAGGCUAACUUUAGCACUGAAAAACUUCAAAGCAGUAUACACUUAAUCUGCAAUUGUUUGAAGAAUUAUAAUGGCUUAAUUCUAUUUUGUCAUGACGAUUUUAAAGUGUUUCGGGAAUUGCUUGCUUUUCUCCAGUCCCCACUAUUGUCGAAAUAUGUGAUUGAUCUUUUUCUUGACGUUUUGAGAAUCAAACCCUUGCCUUACUCGGACCGGAAGAAAUCCUCUCAAGUUUUCAAAAUGAUUCCGUCCCAAUUUCAGGCUGAAACUAUGCCAGUGAAUCAGUACAUCGGACUUUUGGCUAGUAUUCUUUUUGAGCUGCACUUCGUGGAUCAUCUAGUUCCACUUUUGAGCCAAACGCUAAAUGCCAAAAAAGAUCACAAUUUAGCUGCAAAAGCCAGAUAUCUGAUCACAGAAUACUGUAACAUAUCAGUAAAUUUGGCAGGUUUGAGACCUGGGGCAGCGGACAGUUUGCUUUUUCCAAAUGAUACAAAACUAGAAACCGUCUUCACACAGAUAUUCCAAUUCGAAAAAGUUACUAUUCGACUUAACAAAAAUAGAAAUACGAUCGGAAUGAAUGAACUGGGGCCGAAGCAUGAUAUUUUGGAGUUUUCUGAGAAUUCUAAACACAAAGCACUCAUCAAUGACGUUGACGAAGCAAGAUUCAAAAAAAUGGUUUAUGACACUAAAGUCUUGCAAACCAAAGAUUUUGCCUUCUGGAAUUGGGGUAUUCUUUCAGAUCUGAUAGAAGGCCCUCUUCUAAACCCGAAAAGAAUUGACGAUCUGGCCAAAACAACCAAAUUUUUUCGUCGUCUCUUGGUCUUUUACCGACCAAUGAGGUAUCGAUUCUCGAUGAUUCUCCAAAGUUCCCGAAUUGCCACAAGGUGCGUGCAAGUGGGGUGUCAGCUAUUCAAGACCCUGACUUCGACUGCGGAGGGUAUGCGCGUUUUAAAUGAUGACACCAAACUUGUACCUCAAAUAGCAUCACUACUGUUCAAGGCAAUGGAAGGCCGAUUGGCUGGAAAUGUUUUUUCGGAAGAGAAUCUCGGGAAGACUGUAUGCCCUGGCUAUUUCAAGAUUUUAGGCACCUUCACACAAACUAUCCGAGGCUGCAAAGUUUUAGAAAAGUGGAAUGUUUUCACCGUUAUUUAUAAAAUGUUCCAGCAAACCUCUACUCUUACAAGUUCUUACCUUCGUUUCAUACUGCCAGAGCUUAGUUUCGUUUACUCUCUUCACGCGCGCACAAUUUUGGGCAAAGCUUUAGUUCACCCAUCGGAAAAAGUUCGCGUUGAGGCAACCAAUUUGCUGGGCGCCAAACUACAAAACUUAGUGUUUGAGGCCAAAAGUGGUCCGAACUUUGAUGAUUUUGAGAAGUUUCUUCUAGAGCUUCUCGUUCGCCAACUGUAUGAUCUCUCGACCGUUGUGGUAGCCUCCGCUGAUAAGAUCUUUUACAAUUAUUGUGCAUUACAGGAUUGGCCCCCAAGUGUAGACACACCGCGUCACCAUUUGCUCAAUCAGCUGGUGUUCAUACGGUCCCCAAUUCUACUUGAAUUUUUGAGGACCCCAGCUGGCUUUAAACAACUGUCCGAUAUUGGUUUCCUUGGUACUGAAAGGGAGAAGUGGUUACAGACUAAAAAUAAGGAGUAUGUGUUUAGGGUCGAAGCUUUUAUCGAGAAUGAGAUGUCAAGACCAUUGAGUGCCUUGAAUAUUCCAGUUUCAAAGAGAAAGCUACCAAUGCAUUUUUGUAACAGCUUAGCCAGUACGGAAGAGGGUGUAGACUUAAUCUCUCAAAAGGGAGAUUUUGUUGAAAUUAUAAAUGUGAUAAAAAAGUACAGACACAACGGCUAUCCAGAAGUGACUGUUGAAGAGCAUUUGGAACUGAAAGCUGCUCUUUGGUGUUGUGGCUAUAUCGGUUCGACAGUUCCUGGCAUCAAUUUGUUGGAUACUUAUUCCAUUGGAAGUGAUAUUGUAAAUAUCUGCUUUCUGACGCCCUCGACGUCCGUGAAAUUCACUGCCUUUUAUGUCCUAGGUCUCAUCGCCAAAACUAGUGAAGGGUGUGAAAUUCUAGACGAACUCGAGUGGAAUUGUUCCUUCAAUGUACAAGGUGUUCCUUUGGGAUUGACGUAUCCAAAAAAGUUGCAACAGUUGCUUAUAUACCCGGAACUUCGUGAAGGGCAUGGUUCUCUUUAUGGUCUCGAACAGAAUCAAAGACGAUCGGAGGGUACGCCAGAGUAUGAAACCCCCAACAUGGACCUGGAUGUACUCUUACAAAACAAAGCCAAACUGGAAAACACAAUGGACGACGAGCAGGAAGAGUUUCAGGCUGAAGUUGAUCGCCAAGCUCGCAAUUUAGAAAUGUUCAAAUUGCAAACCAAUCCGACAAGUACUGACGAAGUGGCCGAUAAAUUGAUGCGGGUUGCCGGCAAACUGAACAAUCAUAUUCUCUCUAGUGCUGCAGUAAAGGAAAUUUCAGAAAUGAUUUCCUUCUAUGGGCCUGCACGCUUUGAAACGGCAGAAAUAUUUCUGCGGAUACUGGCGCUAAUGGAGCAAUACCGAUUCAAACCCCAAGCCCGCAAGUUUUUGUGCGAGUCGCUUUUGAACAAAAGAACCCUCGAGAUGAUGAUUAAAAAGGACAAAAAAAACUCAGAAGGUAGGAGACAUUGGUUGUUUUCUGUAUGUAACAUUAAUAGCAUUGAGUUGCGCCCAGCGAGGGCAACAAAAAGUUCCGGAUCACAGGUCCUUGUACAGCAGGGGGGCAUUCUUAUAGAGUGUGUACGACUCUUGAAGAAAUUCUGGAAUUUCGAUGUCUUCGGGAGCCUUGUUAUCAAGCUCUUCGAUCAAACUCAAGUACUGUUUUAG
Messenger RNA from Lachancea nothofagi CBS 11611, 4212 nucleotides. The record is from the annotation of a GenBank genome assembly. NCBI's taxonomy places the organism in Eukaryota, Fungi, Ascomycota, Saccharomycetes, Saccharomycetales, Saccharomycetaceae.